Molecule: messenger RNA, 794 nt
Organism: Drosophila serrata
Lineage: Eukaryota; Metazoa; Arthropoda; Insecta; Diptera; Drosophilidae
Product: Ecdysone-induced protein 78C
Biological process (GO): regulation of DNA-templated transcription
Molecular function (GO): sequence-specific DNA binding; nuclear receptor activity; zinc ion binding
Source: RefSeq, a predicted model, not a curated record
GCUCAGAGUCGUCGGCGCUUUUCGGGCCCAGAGGCUGGUCGCUCGGUCUCCGGAAAAAACGGCAAAACUGCAGUGGCCAAAAGCCGAUUUACAGUAUUCCAUGCCAGUUAUGACGGCAAACAGCAUUUCCGCAAUAGCCAACGACCCCUCCAUUGGUUAGAGUUUAGUGUCUCCGCGGUACCAUCUCCGAAUUGUGGCAAAAUUUCAUUUUUUAACUGAAGAAAAGUGAGAGCUUCGUGGCGUUUGUACCCAAAGUGAAAGUGAAAAAAUCCAUGGCAUCUUUUAGGCGCAGCGCAUAAAAGAGACACUCUCCGCUUGGAAGGAACUCACCAACUCACUCACUCACACAUUCCUUUGGAUCGGCGGUGCAGCUGCUUAAAUGUAUUUUAGUGACAGCUCUCAACAACGGCCAGCCCCUUGGAGGGCCGGCAAUCCAUGGAGUAUUCAAGCACCACGGGUUUGAAUCACAUCAUCGCCGAGGAGGAGGACCAACCGCCGCAACAGCAGCAGCAGCAGUCCAACAAAACCAGAUUGCCUGUGAUUGGGAGCUACUUCAAGAUUGAAUCGCCGACCGGAUCGCAGCCGAUCGCAGCUUUGGGCACCCAGCGUUGCCUCAACACGCCCCCGACCACGCCCAGCAGUCCGUUGCGGGAAGCCCCUCAGAGUCCUUCGGACGGACACGUCUCGUCAUUGAGCUCGCACUCCGGAUCGGGAUGCAGUGACAUCCUGUUGGCUGUAACCCAUACAAUUUAGAGACUGUAGCGAAUUGAGAAUCGAGAAUCCUCUUAACGAAU